Messenger RNA from Pecten maximus, 2733 nucleotides. RefSeq names its product ubiquitin carboxyl-terminal hydrolase-like. The transcript is spliced from 9 exons. Lineage: Eukaryota; Metazoa; Mollusca; Bivalvia; Pectinida; Pectinidae. Gene Ontology annotation, molecular function: cysteine-type deubiquitinase activity. The record is from RefSeq and is a predicted model, not a curated record. Gene Ontology annotation, cellular component: cytoplasm. Bases 79 to 756 code for a protein of 225 amino acids. Gene Ontology annotation, biological process: protein deubiquitination; ubiquitin-dependent protein catabolic process.
GUGUAAGUGCUGUUGCAUGCUGGGACAUUGAUUAGCAGACCGGCAGUUUUACCAACGUGAAAACCGAAACAAGUGACCAUGGCAGGAAAACAGAGAUGGGUACCAUUAGAGUCGAACCCCGAAGUACUCAACAAGUAUAUAACUAAACUAGGGGUGAAAUCCUCUGAGUGGGAGUUCGUGGAUAUUUAUGGACUGGAGCCUGACCUACUGAUGAUGGUUCCCAACAGAGUAGUUGCUGUCAUGUUGCUUUACCCAAUCACAGAAAAGUCAGAAGUCGAAUCUAUUGGAGAGGUGGUUGAACAACAUGAAACCUACUUUGUGAAGCAGACCAUUGGAAAUGCGUGUGGAACAGUGGCUAUCGUACAUGCCCUAGCUAACAAUGAUGGUGCGGUUAAAUUCAAUGAGGAAAGCCCUUUUGCCAAGUUUCUGGAAGCGACAAAAGAUCUUUCACCACCGGAGAGAGCAACGUGCUUGGAGAAAGAUACUAGUAUGGGAGCUGCUCAUGAAGACAGUGCACAAGAGGGUCAAACUCAGCCUCCUUCUGCAGAGGACCAUGUCAAUACACAUUUCGUGGCUUUCAUAUGUAACGAAGGCAACCUUUAUGAAAUGAAUGGAAGAAGUGAAGGGCCAAUUUUACAUGGAAAAACCUCAGAUGAAACACUGCUACAGGACACUGCCGAUGUUGUCAAGAAGUUCAUGGCACGUGACCCGAAAGAACUCAACUUCACUGUGAUGGCCUUGACCAAAAAGGAAUAAGGCGAUGACCUGGAAGGCCACCUACAUUGUAACAUUCCUAGAAGGAUAAAUUUUCUGUUACAUGGUUGUCCAUCAAUAUUAUGCUACGCUUCGUGUGAGCCAUGCAAGUUCAAUAUACUGCCGUAUUGUUCCUGUGUAUGAGCACCAUGUUCCUGGAGACUCAAGAACCAUAUAUUGUCCAACGUUUCUUAUAGUGCCAUUGUGGUCAAAGAUCUUAAAUCUAAAACAAAUCAUAUUUGAUGCCAAAGCAUUUUAUAUGUGUUUCUCAGUGUUGCUUACAUUGCUUUGCGAUGGUACAAAACUAAGAUUUCUAAUGAGGAUAGCAGUGUCAUAUCCUUGAUAAAAGCCAAAUUUAUGUUGAAAGGAAACCAUUUCAUCAUUUCUUGAGUAGUAACAGAAUGUCUCCUUCAUUCUUCCAGUUAUUAUUUUUCUUGGUUUUCAGUAGCAGUAUUACAUAGUUCAUAACUAAAUCAUUAAUCUACCCAGAUCAUUACUCUACCCAGGUUCAGUAUUGUAUCUCAAUUGUAGUGAUUUAAAAACAAUAAUUGUAUAACACUAUUUCUACCACAAUACCCUGUGUUAUUCAACUCUCAGACCAUCAGUUAAUCAUUACAGCUGUUGAUUAACAAUCUGUUUAUACCACACGUGGUAUAAACUCUGUACGCAUUUUGAUUGGCUAACGCGGUGAACUUUGACCCAAGCUGCAAUUGUUAUUGACGUCAUCAAUAAUCUAAUGACGUCACAUCACCGGGUCCCGGACGUCACCGGUACACUUUAUUUGCAUACGCGAAAUUAUACUUGGCCACGUUUCCCUUUGAUUCAAGCCGAUAUUAUUGUGGUAGAAACAGGUCACUCAACUCGAAAUUGUUGGAUAUGGAAUAUUUAUUUCACACUCGUAAAAAGUUAUUUUUUAAAAGUUGCAAAAAAAACACUCGCUAAAGCUCGUGUCUUUUGUAACUUUUAAAAAAUAACUUACUCGUGUGAAAUAAUUCCAUAUCCAACAAACCUCUCGUUGUGUAACCUCUAUUUAUGACAUGUGCAAGUAGACGAUGCAGUGAAUGCCACAUGUAUAAUGUGGAUUGAUGGCCUAUUGGUGCAAAAUGAACUAACAGUGACAAUCCCUUAUAUGGAAUAACGGAGUUAACAGGAAAGUUAGGCAGUUAAAAUGAGGCUUGUUAAGUUACUGUCUAUGCUAUGUUUAACACAUAAUAAUUGAGGUAGACUCAUUGUUUGGUGAAAUGAGAUAUAUUUUGUAUUGUUUAUUUUCUACCUUUUUCAAGUUCAUUUGCUUUGCAUUCUGUGAACUAAAUAAAAGAUAUUUGUGUCAAAAUAUCUUGGUGUUUUUUUAAGUCUUUCACCAAGAUUGGUUUGGGCAUAAAUAAACACAGCUGUUAUAAAGAAGACCAAUUAACCUAAACCAAACACAUAUUCAUGCGAAAUAAAUGAUUUCAUUGAAUAAGUUUAACUGCAGGCAUCCGUCUGUACACCUGAUGGGACACUGUUGUAAUAUGGCAGAUACACAAAAAGAUUAUCAGAUUAUUAGUUGAAGGGGAAUGAAUAUAUAUGUAUCAACAGAUUUCCAUUUCCCUUAUAUUUAUAUCAAUCUAACAAGACAGAAGUGGAAUUUAUCAGACAAUGAAUGUCGUUACUUGUGAAGACAUGCAUAAUAAUUAAGGCUGUGUGAACAAAGACAGUACAGACAUCAAAAGGACCAUCCAUCAAUAUAAUAGCCUGAAAUGUUGUGUCAUAUUUCCAUAUUAAGACAUAUUUCUAUCCUUAAAUUAAAGAAAGGUUAAAGGUUAUUUCCAGGCAGAUCAACAGGAUAUUGAAUGUGACAAAUCACAAACUGUUCAAACUGUCAGUGUUAGCAGGUGCUGUGAAAAUGACCUGCUGUUAUAACACAACUGUUUCCAAUCCAUACCAGUACACUGUAUAUUAGUAGCAAUUAGUAUUGAAGUUGCUUUUUCUCUUUUCUUU